AUCGAAUAUCGAACACACUACAUUUUUAUACAUAGUUCAAAACAAAUAACAAAAUUACUUACCACCUGCCUAGUGCUUGACUUUUAUUUUAAUCAUUUAGUUAUGUGUUCGAUAUACAUUCUUAGUUUUAAAAAAUGAAUUAAACGUUACAUUAUCUAAUUAAUAAUAUUUUUAGUGCAUAAAUAUGAGCUUAAUGGAUCAAUUAUUUCCAGCUAAUCACAAAACCACAUUUGUGGUGGACCACACUCCAUACCUUGGAUUGGCUAGUAACUCACAUAUAAAAAUGGACUUCACCAAACGGCCAUCCGGCGGAGUACCACCCGCGCCCAUUUUCAAAUCAAUGUGGACGUGUAGCAUUGAAGCUGUACUCGAAUACUGCCGUAUCGUCUGGGAUCUGUUCCCAGAAGGGAAACUUAUACGUGUUAUUAGUAGCGACACGCAAUCUCGCAACUUGAAUAAUUGGUCAUCUAGUCAACAAAACGUUAACUAUAUGCUGCAUCAUUUGUCGUGUUUAGGGCCACCUGCAAAACUUGUACCAAAUCCAAAUCGAGACUACAGUGUUGUGUACGGAUUUCGUACCGCAGCUGAAGCAAUGACUGAAUGUACUACAGCGCAAAUGGACCAAGCAGCUAAGAAAAAUAAUAUUGAAGUUCAAAACAAGUGUAGAACAAUUAUUAUCACAUCGGCCAGAGAUAACCCAUCAAUAGAGAAUCUCAUGUCCAUGUUUCAUAACGAAAUGAUCAAAAGCAACAAAUAUGCAUCUCAACCCAAUUCAAUGUCUAUUCAUCAUUGUCAUUUAGUAAUAAUUAACACAUAUCCAGAUUCUAUUACAUGUGAAGUUACUGAUCGUCCAUCUCAUACAAUAUCACCAAUAUUGGAUUUGGAAGUGCAUUCAAUUCCUGCAUCAAAAAUUGGUAUUAAGAUAUCAAAUCUUUUAUUAAAACACUACAAUUUAGCUAGUACAACAGUUACCGGUAUCCCAAUGAAAGAAGAACAAAAUGCCAGUUCAUCAGCAAAUUACGAUGUAGAAAUAUAUCAUGCAGCUACUGCACAUACAACUAUUUUAAAUGCAAAUGUAGCUGAUGCUAAAGCAGUGGUUGCUAAAAAAGAAGGAGCAGACUAUGAAACAAUUAAAUUAAAAUGGUGUACGCCUAGGGCUAAUAACAACUUACCAGAUAUUCACAGCUGUACAACGUUACAUAGAAUCACUCCAGUUGAUAUAAACAGCAGACCGAGCGCAUGUUUGAUAACAUUUUUACUGAAUGGUCGGUCAGUUUUACUUGAGAUGAUUAAACAAGGUGGUGGUAAGAGUAUGUCACAUGUUCUAAAAUCAUACAAUGGUGAAAUAUACAUACAUACAGUAUCGUCUGGUCGGACAGUACUUGAAGAUCCACCGGCCAUUAGUGAAGGCCCAGGAGGGAAAGUAACCCAGUACAGAAUAGCUGAUUUUGGUAAUUUCAUGAAGUUAAAUUUACUGCAACCAACAAAAAGAAAACAAACAGAAGAUAAAAACAAUAUUGAUGAUGCCAAAGAAAAACUGAAAAAACAAACUGCAUAUUGGCCACUCAUAACAUCUUCAACCAUAAUAUAUAAUUUGAAACAAUACACUGAACCAAUGUUGUCAUUAAUGGUUAAAGAUAACUUAAGUGAUCAGGAAGUAAUGAAUUGCAAACAAUGUAUAUAUGCUUUGAUGGCAGCUGAAUCUAAGAACGAACACCUCAUUACACCCAGCCUAUCAAAUCCACGAAAAAUGAUGAAAAAAGAUGACCAAUACAAGUCUAUGUGGACAGAGUUGGAAACAUUCUUAAAAUCAAAUUUAUACACUGAAAAUCACUGCAAAGUAUUGCAAUGUUUAUUUGAAUGUCGUGGUAAACUUGAUGAAGAAAAGAUCAUUGAGAAAACUUUAAUGCGUUUCAAAAAAUCUUUGGCUGACAGGCCGAGUGUAAUACGAGCUACUACCGAUUCACCUAUGUCCCCACCAUUAACUCAACAGACAGGAAUAAAACAUAACAUAGCACAUAAAAAUGUUGAUGUUGAUCCAAACAGUGUUAUGUAUUUGCAAAUAAUUCAGGAUCAAGACAAUCGUAGAGUUAACCCUUCUUCGCGACCUCAGUUUGCUGGUAGAUUAAAAUCUAUUCAAAAGAGAAAUGGUAAUUUAUUUGCAAAACUCUAUCAGCAUUUAGAUGAUGACACAGAUGCCAAGAGUGUAAAAUAAUAUUGAAAAUAUUUAUUAAUUGUUUAAUUUUGGUUUCUCAUAAUAAACCAAAUUUUGUAUUUUUUCUGUAUUGGCAUGUAUAUUGUCUGACUCAAAAAGAUGAUGUUUUACUACAAACUAAAAAUCAUUAUAAAAUAUUUUUACUGUAAAA
Messenger RNA from Rhopalosiphum padi (bird cherry-oat aphid), 2366 nucleotides. RefSeq names its product integrator complex subunit 13 (gene asun). NCBI's taxonomy places the organism in Eukaryota, Metazoa, Arthropoda, Insecta, Hemiptera, Aphididae. The record is from RefSeq and is a predicted model, not a curated record. The coding region runs from base 185 to 2215 and encodes 676 amino acids. Gene Ontology annotation, biological process: centrosome localization; regulation of mitotic cell cycle. The transcript has 2 exons. Gene Ontology annotation, cellular component: integrator complex.